GUAUGUGUGUGAGACCCACACCCCGCACCACCCCCCAUCGUGCUCUGCACUGCCUGGUUCUGGGCAGCUGGUGUGUGGGUGGCCAAGCCAGGAAGGAAAAGGGGGAAGGGGGGAACCCGUGUUCUGAGAGCCCACCUGGCCACCCAUGCAUGCCCAUGCUCCGUGUGCACAGGGCCAACUCACAUGCCCUGGCACAGGUGGUCCCCCAUCCCCAGAAGAGACUGAAGGUUGUUCCAGCAAUAGCAGAAGACAGCUCAGGGCAGGGGCACAAACCAGUUUCUGACUCCUAGUUCACACCCAACUCGCACACAUAGAGAGUGCAGCUGACAGUGGUCAAGGAGGAAGGGAUUCUGGGACAGCGACAGCCCCUGGCUCUUGGUGCCUCAUCUUUCUGCCUAUUGUCUCAUCCCCUCUCAGACCUUGUUCCUGAAGCUUCCUUUCACUGGCUGUCACCUCUCUUGUCACCAACUUUGUCAACCAGUCUCCCAUCUGUCAUCAUCCCUCCCCCCACGCCACCCUCUUACUUCCCGUGACAUGGCACCUCUGUGGUCACUAUUGUCUCACCUGUCUCCCACUUUCCCUCUGCCUUCCCACCACAUCCAUGCCCUUCAUGACUUCUUUUCUGUUCACCACUCCCUCUCUUUGCCUGACACCCUUCCUCUACCACCAUCACCCCAUCUUCUCACCUGAUACCCCACUGCCCCGUCUGCCUACCCCCCCACCCAGGUUCUCUGUGAAAACACUGCUGGAGAAGUACACAGGGGAGCCCAUCGAUGACUCAUCUGAGGAGUUUGUUAAUUUCGCAGCCAUUUUAGAGCAGAUCCUCAGCCACCGUUUCAAAGCCUGUGCCCCAGCAGGUCCAGUGAGCUGGUUCAGCUCAGACGGGCAGCGGGGCUUCUGGGACUAUAUCCGACUGGCCUGCAGCAAAGUGCCCAACAACUGUGUGAGCAGCAUCGAGAAUAUGGAGAACAUCAGCACAGCCCGAGCCAAGGGUCGGGCAUGGAUCCGGGUGGCACUGAUGGAGAAGCGCAUGUCGGAAUACAUCAACACGGCUCUGCGGGACAUGCGGACCACCAGACGGUUCUACGACGCCGGAGCCAUCAUGCUGCGGGAGGAAGCCACGGUGCUCAUGGGAAUGCUGAUCGGACUGAGCGCCAUCGACUUCAGCUUCUGCCUAAAGGGCGAAGUGCUGGACGGGAAGACCCCCGUGGUCAUCGAUUACACGCCCUACCUAAAGUUCACCCAGAGCUACGACUACCUGACGGACGAGGAGGAGCGGCACAGCGCCGAGAGCAGCACGAGCGAGGACAACUCGCCUGAGCACCCGUACCUGCCGCUCGUCACCGACGAGGACAGCUGGUACAGCAAGUGGCAUAAGAUGGAGCAGAAGUUCCGCAUCGUCUACGCUCAGAAGGGCUACCUGGAGGAGCUGGUGCGUCUGCGCGAGUCGCAGCUGAAGGACCUGGAGGCGGAGAACCGGCGGCUCCGGCUGCAGCUGGAGGAAGCGGCGGCGCAGAACCAGCGCGAGAAGCGGGAGCUGGAAGGCGUGAUCCUGGAGCUGCAGGAGCAGCUGACAGGUCUGAUCCCUGGUGACCACGCCCCCCUGGCCCAUGGUUCCAAGGAGCUCACCACGCCCCUGGUCAACCAAUGGCCCUCACUGGGAACGCUCGAUGGGGCCGAGGGUGCCAACAACUCCAAACUCUACCGGAGACACAGCUUCAUGAGCACGGAGCCACUGUCAGCUGAAGCCAGUCUGAGCUCUGACUCCCAGCGCCUGGGAGAGGGCAAGAGGGACGAGGAGCCCUGGGGCACCAUGGGAAGCUCAGAGCCAAAUUAGUGGCUCCCUUCGAGUGAAUGCCCAGGACUUCAAUGCAUGCAUUUUGUGUUGACCUCACCCCUGGCUUCAUCUUAGUUUUCCCAUCUUAGUUUUCCCUGUACCUGGAUUUCCUGCCUUUUCUUUUUUAUAACCACACUGUAUUGGAUCACCUCCAAUCUUUGAGACAAAGCAGGCUAUGGACAUGUACCCCACCACACUGUGUUUGUGACUGUCUGUGUGUCUGUCUCCACCACCAGACUGUGAGCUCCAUGAGGGCAGGGGCUGUGUCUUGUCCAUUCUCUGUAUCCCCAGUACUUGGAACAGAGCAAGUGCUCACUGUGUUUAAUAAACGGACAAAAAGAGAGGAUGAACCUCAGGGGGAGACAGAGACAUAAACUGACGAUUACAAUACAGUGUCCCCAGCACUGUGCAUAGCAUAGGCAGGUGCUUAAUAAAGGUUUAAUAGGAAAUGACAAACGC
This is a messenger RNA of Galeopterus variegatus (Sunda flying lemur), 2296 nucleotides long. RefSeq names its product RUN domain containing 3A (gene RUNDC3A). Gene Ontology annotation, cellular component: cytosol. The coding region runs from base 602 to 1837 and encodes 411 amino acids. The record is from RefSeq and is a predicted model, not a curated record. The transcript is spliced from 10 exons. NCBI's taxonomy places the organism in Eukaryota, Metazoa, Chordata, Mammalia, Dermoptera, Cynocephalidae.